Molecule: messenger RNA, 264 nt
Organism: Paramecium sonneborni
Lineage: Eukaryota; Ciliophora; Oligohymenophorea; Peniculida; Parameciidae
Source: the annotation of a GenBank genome assembly
AUGAAAUAGUAUACUAAUUACAGAUACUUUGAUUAAUUGAGAUACUCCAAUUUGAAAUGUAAGGAGUUGGUUUAAUAGGAAUCACCUAAUAGAACAUUUGCUAACCUGAAGCCAAAAAGGACUGAAAUGGAUAAAAAAAUUAGAUACAAUAGAUAUAUGGGUAUUGGCGCUUCUGAGAGUUUAGAAAAAUUGUGCAGCGAGAAUGAAUUUAGAUAUGCAAUAGUCAGACAAAGAUUAGUUAGAUAUUCACUUUUUGAUAUGUGA